GUUUUCGAAAAAGAAAGGACAAAUCCGUCGUCAAUUUACCAUCCGACAUCGAAUUGGUGCCGGCUAGGGGAUCUCGCCGCCGGAUCGUGUUCCCAAUUUCAAAUCCGGUGGCGCCGCCUGCUCAUCUGCCUCCCCAAACCCCAGCUGUACCGCCGCCGGCCUCCGCCGCCCUAGCUAGGAUUUUUCGCUCCCCCGCAAGAACAUCCUAUGCCCCGUGCUCCCGCAGCCCACCGCGGCGGCGGCAAGCGGCCCAUCGGCGGCGCUCACUGGACCAAGUCCCCGACUUACCGCCGCCGCCUUCCCGGCCCCAGUCACUUGCUCGCCGUCCGUCCCUUCAGCCUCCGCUUCGCCCUCACCACCGCGCUCCACCGCCCCCGCAAGCGCCGCACCGACGGCGCCAGUCGCCCCGCCCCCAGCCCCCGCCGACGCAGCAGGCGCGUUGUCGACCUCCGCCAAUUCCUCGCCCUCGGCUCAUUCGCCCUCCGUCACGUCCUCGCGGGCGUCGCAUCGGCCUCCUGCCGCCGCCGGAAGGCCUCCUUCUCCUUGAAAAACAUGGGCUGCACCUUGUCGCGGGCCUCGAGGGUAUACAAGAAAGCUGUCGAGGGGUUGCGGGAGGUGGGAGAUCUCAGUGCCAAUCAGGUUCAAGCGGACAAGGCUGAUGCGGCCAGGAGGGGUAUUGGCGAUUGGACCAACAUUAGAUCGGAGGAGGUGCCGAGCUAUAAGCCCAAAGAGGAUCUGCCUGAAUUAUUUACAGCUCUCACAAAUGAAGAAGAAAGUUUAGUACACAACUAUUUGUAUGGUAGUGGUCACAGUAAAGAAAUAUUAGUACAGCAUGAGCCUUCAAAUAUCGAGAUUACCAGAGAGAAACUAUGGUGCUUGAGGCCUCGUGGUUGGUUAAACGACGAGGUCAUCAAUUUGUACCUAGAAUUGUUAAAGAAGAGGGCAAAAGAAGAACCCACAAGAUUUUUAAAAUGCCAUUUCUUUAACACAUUCUUCUAUAAGAAGCUUGCUGGUGGAAAAACUGGUUAUGACUAUGAAUCUGUCAGAAGAUGGACAACCCUCAACAAGUUGGGUUAUGAGCUUCUGGACUGUGAUAAAAUAUUUAUUCCAAUUCACAGAGAUUUACAUUGGUGCUUGGCAGUUAUUAACAUGAAGGAAAAAACUUAUCAAUAUCUUGAUUCUUUUGGUGUCAUGGACUUUGAUGUUCUGAGAAUACUGGCUACAUAUAUUAUGGAUGAAGUGAAGGACAAGAGUAACAUAGAGUUAGACGUUAGUUCUUGGCAGGACGUAUCAGUUCCUCUUCGUAUGCAACAUAAUGGAUGGGAUUGCGGUAUGUUCAUGCUCAAGUUCAUCGAUUUCCACAGCCGAGGUGUCAGUCCAUCUUUUAGUCAGGAAGACAUGGAAUAUUUUAGGAAGCGGACAGCAAAGGAGAUCCUGAGAUUAAAAGCUGAGUAAGGAACAGGCCCUUCAUGAUCAACAUCUAGACAUUUUACCAUGUCAGGUAUUCUUCUUGCAUUCCGCUGGAAAAGAUGUGAGGAACUAUCUCUGUUGUCAACUAGGGUCGUGGUGAUUAAGCUCUAAGAGUAAAUCACCAUGCCACCACAGUUUUGUAAAAUCUCUAAUUCAUAUUCAUCUAGGAUCUGAUUUUGAUAGAAUAGGAAGGAUGGAGAAGAGAUAUAUAUAGGGAAGAUAAUAAGACUUGUUUAGAGGUAGAGUGCUCUGCUCCCCCCAAUACCAUGUAUCAGCAAUUGUAAUCUGGAACUCAAGACAGUACAAGGCCGGCAUGAAUUAUUCCUCUUAUAGCCUUAUUCCAUUAUCUAAA
This is a messenger RNA of Lolium perenne, 1822 nucleotides long. RefSeq names its product putative ubiquitin-like-specific protease 1B. The record is from RefSeq and is a predicted model, not a curated record. Lineage: Eukaryota; Viridiplantae; Streptophyta; Magnoliopsida; Poales; Poaceae. Gene Ontology annotation, cellular component: nucleus. Gene Ontology annotation, biological process: proteolysis; protein desumoylation. Gene Ontology annotation, molecular function: deSUMOylase activity.